CUCGCGACUGCGCGGUUAUCACCUGCGACGUGCGUGCAAUGAAUGGCGUACGUUAUGCCGGACUUCGUCCUUGCGCCUAAUGAUUGAUAGCAAUCUCGAUUCACAUCUCUUGUUGCUAAAAAUUGAGAAUAUUCGCCGGUACUCGGAAAUUUUCCCUUCUUUUAACGCAUUUUCGACUAGAAAAGCGUGUAUUUCGAAUGAUCGACAUAUUUCUUACUAUACAGUGACGUUUUAGGUUCUUGUAUUUUUAAAACAAGGAUAUUCUUUGUUUUAUAUUAAUGGAAAUAUGAAAACUUCAUAUGAGUUUAUUACACAAAAAGAUUACUGUUACAGCAUUAAUUACGAUAUAUUAAAGAGAUGAUAUUUUAUUGAUAUAACAGAAAGUAGAAUUGUAUUAAUUUAGUAGAAAAAAAUGACUAAACAAGAAAGUGUACUAUCAACUUAUUUAUCUUCGAACACCAAUCAAUAUUCCACACAGACGGAGGAUGAACCAACAGAUAAUUUAUAUCUUGCACUGAUACAAUGCUUUGGUAUUAUAUUAUGUGGAUAUCUAGCAGGAAGGUUUGGUAUGAUGACCAAAACCGAAGCAAAUGGUCUGAAUACUUUUGUUGGCACUUUUGCUCUGCCAUCAUUAAUCUUCAUGUCUUUGGCUAAACUUGAUUUCACAUUGGUGAACUGGAAAUUUCUGCUUGCUGUAUUGCUUGCUAAGAGCAGUGUGUUUAUUACUGUACUUGCAGUUUCAUUAGUAAUUAAAAAGCCAUCGAAUCCUGGACGUGCUGCUCUCUUUGCAAUAUUUACUACUCAAAGCAAUGAUUUUGCUAUUGGAUAUCCCAUGAUUAAUGCUUUAUAUGGAAAAACUCAUCCAGAAUAUGCUGCAUAUCUAUAUCUGAUGGCGCCUAUAUCGCUGGCCAUUUUAAAUCCGAUUGGUUUUGUACUGUUGGAAAUAGGCAAGCGACGUGUGGAAGAGCACACAAAUUGUAAAAAUAUGGUUUAUUCCAUUGUGAAAGGUGUCGUAUUAAAUCCAGUGCUGUUCAUGACAGUCUUGGGCAUUGUAGGCAAUCUUAUAUUUAGUCACAGUGUACCACGCUUACUCGCCGCAAUUCUUGAAGUACUUGGUAACGCUUUCUCUGCUAGCGCAUUGUUCCUUCUUGGCUCAAUGAUGGUAGGAAAGAUACACAAAUUGAAAGGUACAGCGCUAGUUAUACCGGGUAUAUUGAUUUCGGUGAAAUUGCUAGUCUUGCCUCUAGUCAUAAGAGAAUCUAUUAUUCUCUUGAAUGCCGGAGAUAACUUGACGGAAACGAGAAAUUUGAGCACUUAUGGUUUCCUGUAUGGUACUAUCCCGACAGCACCGGCUCUAUUUAUUUUCACUUUACGAUAUAAUCUCGAAAUCGAUCUGAUCGCCUCAGCAAUGGUAGCUUGUACGUUUCUCUCUGCCCCGCUCAUGUUUAUAUCGGCUAAAGUGAUCAAUGCAGUUUACGCUGGAAGUACGUCGGCUAAUUAUGCACGGCAAUUAAAUAUUUUUUCCUUUGACAUAAGCGUUGCGUCAGCAAUAGCUUGCAUAUGGUUGUUGAUAUGUUUCCUUGGAUUUGGACGGAAAAGAUAUAAUCAAGUCACUCAUCGAUGCACCCUGUGUCUCGUAAUUGCGCAGCUUGCAGCAGCAGUGGGUGUGAUAAUUUGGUCAACACUGGACCCAAACGCUAAUCGAUCAACAUUAUGGUAUAUUCAAUUCAUUUUAAUAACUACUGGCGUAUAUGCAAGCAGAGUUUGGACGGCUGCAAUUGCAGCAAUAUUACUAUUUCUGAGUUCACGUUCGUUGUCCUUUGUUGAAAAUCUACAAAAAUGGUUUUAUCCUAUUGGUUGGGGAAUACCACUUUUAAUGGUGAUAAUAAUGUGCACGACUGUUACAUUACCUCCUUCUGAAUUUGAUUUAAAAAAUCCGAAUUUUCAAUUGGGCAGAACUCAAGCUGCUGCAUCUUCAUUCAUAUUAAUAUUCUGCUUUAUAGUGACAUUAGGUUGUUUGAUCUUACAACAAAGAUAUCAAAGAAGGCACAUUACAAUAGAGUCAUAUGAACGUGUACGGAAUAAUACAGAAAAUACUAUAAUUGAAAAUAAUGAGAGAAAUAUAGUAGAUGUAGAAGAUUUAGGUUCUCCAUUAAUUAAUGCAUCUCGAAUUGGCUGUGAAUUUCAAAAUGGUUGUUCCAAUGGAGCAUGCAGAGCUGAUGAUGUAGAGAGAGAUUGCGAUGAAGAAAAUGAAACAAAUACAGAUAACGAUCCGCAAAUUUUACGACAUCUCGUUUUUCUUAUUUUACUAUUGUGCUCCAUGUUUGUUGGCUUAUCGAUAUCUGUUGGAACAUUAAUAAUGGAGCAAUUAACUGGUAUUUAUGCCGAAGUUGCAUUUUUGGAUGUCGCGUUCAAUUUUGGACAAUCUUUAAUAGCUUUUGCCAUCUUUGGAUUAGAUCCUAGUUUGGGUAAAUUAGGAAGUUGGUUGCAAAAAAUGUGCAAGAAGUGGCAAUCUGGAAAAGAAUUACAAUUACCUUGUGAAGAUGCUCUCAGUUCAGAAGCAAGGACGAUCCGAGAACAGUUUAAUCGAUGUCAUUUAGAGGCAUGUCGAGCACGUAUAUCUAUGUGCCGUAGGCGAUUGUUGAAAGUAUACAAAGGAGUCUUUUCGGGAUCAGAUUUGGUCAACUGGUUGCUUGAAGUCGGAAUUGUCAGCAGUCGAGAGGACGCUGUACAAUAUGGUCGUUGUUUGUUAGAGAGUAGAGUCCUGCAACAUGUCGAUGGUACACAUCACUUUUAUGAUCAAAAUCUUCUAUAUACGUUCAAUAUAUAACUAAAUUUUCGAAUGUUUUCGACGAGGCAAAUUAGUUCUAUUUGUAUCAAUAUUUCAAAUAUUGAAUAUUUGAAUAAGAAAAUCGAAAGAAAUAACUUAAUUAUGAUAAUUUGUUAUAAAAUUGAAACUUCUAUAUUCUUUAUGUUGAUUUAUGGCUUUAGAUUGAAUAAUUUUCUUUAAGAGAAAAAGAUCUCUACUAUUCAUAAAAGCAAGAAUGAAAUUAAUAUCAAAAUAAUGCAUAGAUGAAGAUAAGUUUACUGGCUAAACUAUCAUGACUAUGAAUAGAAUUUAACUGUGUUUGAAAUUUUUUGAAAAGCACAACAAAUUGUUUUAUUUAAUUUAUUUACACAGUUUUUAUUUUGUUAAAAUUUUAUUUAUGUGGUGUAAUUUAUUUAGGACAUCUCGGAAAAACGAUCAAAAAGAGAAAUAUCUUUUUAAAUAUUUAUGUUAAUGAAACGCGACGCAUAAUUUUUUUGCACAGUAGGAUAAUAUAUUCCUAUUCAGUGAAAUUCAGCAUCAGUAUUAAAUGGUUUUUUGUUAACUAUUUACUACAAUUAAUUAAUUAUGUAUCAAAUGAGUAAAGGCUGUGUUUAAUAUAUUAUAUACUUCACUCUCAAUAUACAGUUUAACAUAGAGAAAUCUCCUACAAAAAGGCUAUUUUUAUAUGCUAAAAUCUUAAUUAUUUAGUAUAAUAUAUUUAAUUCAAAGUGUGAUAUAAUGGAAAUAAUGAUUGAAGAAUAAAGAAGAAAAUAUAAAAAGUAUUUUUAAACUAUUGCAAUGUUUAUAUCAAACAUUUUACUUUUUUAUUCUGCAUUAAUAUUUAAAAUAUACACAAAAGAUUUAAUAGUUUAUAUUACUGAUCAUGACGAAAAAUGUAUGAUAAGAAGUUUCGAGUAAGGUUUCUUCAAUGAAUACAAUAGCUUGACAUUUUUUAUUAGACCGAAUCUGAUUUUAUUUCUUAUAAUGUACUAUU
Molecule: messenger RNA, 3803 nt
Organism: Nylanderia fulva
Lineage: Eukaryota; Metazoa; Arthropoda; Insecta; Hymenoptera; Formicidae
Gene: anchor
Product: integral membrane protein GPR155 homolog anchor
Biological process (GO): negative regulation of BMP signaling pathway; intracellular signal transduction; transmembrane transport
Cellular component (GO): membrane
Source: RefSeq, a predicted model, not a curated record